GUACCGCAUUUUUGCGGCGAGUUCGGUUCUGCAUUUGAUAUAGGUAACGAAAAAUCGUAUAAGGUCAAACGUGUUUAGACUCAGUUAUUAUGUGUAAUUAUCUCACAUGAAUUGUAAUUAAAAUUUAUAAUAAUACGUCUUGAAUCGGUGUGUUUGUGUAAAAACCAUACAAUUUAACCUAACAAAUUUUGGUAGUACUGUAAGUAAAUAUAAUAAUAGCCGAAAUCCUGCUCUUCUGCACCAUAGUACGAUCCUACAAUAGUUUUAAAAACCAGUUUCUUAGUACGGACUGUUUGAUAUUAUUCGUAUCGCUAGGUUUAAAAUAUGUGUGAGGAAUACAAUGUCUAUUAGGCAAUAAUACAAAAGUGAUUAGUUUUGUCGAAUCGUCGAGCAUUAUGUUAACCGGAAAGUGAAAAAUGAAGUGUUUAGACUGGAAAAUCAUGGUCAAGGUAAGGGAACCUCUUGCUACUUGCUACAUACAUACAUAGAGUUCAAUUUUAAUCAGGGUCAUCAUAUGAUUAUCUGCACAAGUGCAAUAGAUAGCCCACUUUACAUCCCAUUCACAUAAUAACAUUAACAUCUGCAUCUGCAUCUCUGCAUCAAUAACAUUAUUGGACUUAGACGAUCAAAUUUUAAAAUAAAUGUGGAAUUGUGAAGAAUUUAGAAAAAAAACUGUAAAGUUAAUACCAUUAUCAAAGGCAUGAUUUAUUCAUAGUUGUAGUUAAAGCAUGUCCGGCUCCGUAUAGUCGAAUUAUCUUCAAUAGGUUAUGGAUUUAGGUCAUUUUUGGGUCAAUCGGAGAUUGCAGCUUAAUGAAGAAAUUAUGAAGAAAACAGAACAUUGUUAUGUAAGAUCAAUCAUAAAAUUAAUGUGAAGAAACACUUUUCUACCUCCCCCGGUAACUUUCAAAGUUUUAUUAGAUAAACCAAAAUGUUCAGGCUUUGCGCAAUAAAAUUAUCGGUUCGCGACAAGAACGCGAUAAAAUUGAGUAAAAAUUUUCGAAAUCCCAACGGUUAAUAUUAGUCCUUGUAUUGUCAUUGAUGUUGUGUUUAAAAUAUGUUAUAAAUUUAGCGUAUCAAAUGAAUGAUAAACUGCACCUUUUUGGUAAAGUCCGAUAAUUCGGACCUUAUAUAUUAGGACCGUUCAUGCGGCGAAUUUCAGUUGGGUGUUGUGAGGCAUUUGGGCAUAUUGAAACCAAAUUCGAUAGGUAUAGUAUUUCUGAAGAAACUUGGAAAAUCAUGGCAGGCAGCAUUAUGGCCAUGGCAGCAUUCGCUGUCUUUUUAAUAAUCGGUAUUAAAGCAGCUCAUAUAAGUGGUAAGAACAACGACAAACCUCUGCAAAUGGUUCAUAUCGUCAUGAGGCAUGGGGCUAGGACUCCAGCCAGUACUUAUCCUAAUGAUCCUUACAAAGACGAUCCCUUAUACCCCGUGGGCUGGGGACAAUUAACCAACCCUGGAAAACUCACUUUAUUCAAAAUCGGCAGAUACUUCAGACAAAGAUACGGUAACUUUUUAGGCGACCGGUACUCACCUGACGAGUUUUACACGCAAUCGACGGACGUAGAUAGAACUAAAGCCAGUAUGCAACUGGUUAACGCUGGUCUAUGGCCCCCGAAAGGAGACCAACAAUGGGGUCCUCUCCAUUGGCAACCCAUACCCAUUCAUUCGGAACCCCUAGAAGAAGAUUCGUUAUUGUUAGUGAGGAGACCAUGCCCAAAGUACCACGUCGAAAAAUCUAAAGUUAUCCAAUCGGAAGAAGUUCAAAAGAUGUAUAAACAAUACGAAGAGCUCUUCAAAAAUUUGACCGAAAUUACAGGACAGAAAACUGACGAUUUCGAAGGAGUACAAGAUAUCUACACAACCUUGUUAUCAGAGGUUGGCUACAAUUUAACAAUACCUGAAUGGACCAAGGACUAUUACCCCGAAAAGAUGUACUUCCCAACCAUCAAAAGCUUCGUUUUGAAUGCUUACAACGACGAAAUGAACCGACUGAGAGGAGGAGUUUUAUUGAAAAAGUUGAUAGAAGACUGGACUGCCAAAUCAGAAGGAAAACCAUCCAAAAAAGCUUUCCUGUACGGCGGACACGACGGCACCAUCGUUAAUUUACUAAGUGCUCUGAAAGUAUGGGACGAACAAGUUCCGAAUUAUGCUAUAACAAUUCUCUUCGAAUUGCGCAAGGAUACUCAUACAAACGAAUUUGGAGUCGAGAUGUUCCUUAGAAACGUCACCGAUGCCCCUCCGUUCAAAUUAACCGUACCUGGAUGUGAUCAUUUCUGCCCUCUUACUAAAUUAGUGGAACUGACAAAGAACGUCAUACCUGAAAAUUGGGAAGAAGAGUGCAAAAUUGACGACAAAGAUUUCGUUGUACCUGAAUUACGCGGACCGUAGAAACUAUACAUCUACUCGAUCUACUGUAAAAGCAAUGACAAUUUGAAGAA
Phyllotreta striolata is the source of this 2435-nucleotide messenger RNA. The record is from the annotation of a GenBank genome assembly. Lineage: Eukaryota; Metazoa; Arthropoda; Insecta; Coleoptera; Chrysomelidae.